UUACGAGGCAAAUAUAUUCAGGAGGAUGGGUUCUCACAUUCUUGAAUAGUCCUUUAGACAAAUUGCUCUAUGAUUGCUUCACUCUUUCCUUUUUCAGGCUUUGAAAAAUUAGCCUCAAAAGACUCUAAUUCUAUAGCAGAUAUUCUCUCUGGAGUCUGGUGGGUUAACAAAAAAACUGUCAGAGCUACAUUAUGGUCGAUCGCUUCUGAAGAGCAAAGGAAAAUGGGGAGAAGGAGGAAUACAAAAAAGAAGGAAGAAAUAGCAGAAGAUUACUGCUUCUUUUGCAAAGAUGGUGGAUUGCUCAGGGUCUGUGACUACAAGAAUUGUCUUAAAACUUUUCAUCCUCAAUGUGUGGGAAGGGAUGUAUCUCUGUUGGAGAGUGAAGAACGCUGGUUUUGUGGUUGGCACUAUUGCUUCAUUUGCGGUAAACCUGCCAAAUUUCACUGCUUUUGUUGUCCGUCUGCUGUUUGUGGAUGCUGUCUUUGUGAUGCUGAAUUUGCAGUAGUCAAACAGCAAAAGGGUUUCUGCAAUACAUGUUUAGAGCUUGCACUGCUUAUUGAAGACAAGAAGGAUGUCAACUUCAAUGGGGUGAAGAUAGACUUUAAUGAUAGAGAAACAUAUGAAUUCUUUUUCAAAGGCUAUUGGGAGUUGGUGAAAGGAAAGGAAGGGUUAACUUCAAAACAAGUGCAUUCUUCAUAUCGCAUGUUGAAGGAUGGUAAAAAUUAUGAUUUUCAAGUAAACAACAAUUAUGGAGAAGAAGAUGCCAGUGACUUUGAAGAUGAUGUAUCUGACUAUGAUGGUUUGAGUGAUAACCAAGUGCAAUGUAGGAAAAGAAAGAAAGGGAAGCUGUCUCUGACUGCAGGAAAGAAAGGAAAACAGUCUCUGACUAAAAGAAUGGGAAAGUCAAGGAAGAAGGAAUUCCUUGGAUGGGCAUCAAAGCAACUUACAGAAUUUCUUAUGUCCAUUGGUAAAAGUGUGAUGCAAGAAUUGUCUCAGUAUGAUGUUGCUACUGUAGUUACAGAAUACUGCAAAGAGCACAAGCUGUUUCACCCAGAAAAAAAGAAGAAAGUUAUUUGUGAUGAAAGGUUGCAGUCUCUUUUCGGGAGGAAAUCAGUCAACAGAAAUGGUAUUUAUAAGCUACUGACGGUUCAUUUUGCAGAGAACUUGGAGCAAUCAGAGGAUUCAGUUGGAUUUAGUUCGAAAGAAGAUGAUGAUAAUAUUUUAGUGCCUUAUAAAAGGCAUCGACAGUUUGAGGAAAAGGAAAUAGCUCCUAAUCCAAGGCAAGGUUAUUUGGCAGCCAUAGUUUCUAGCAAUAUAAAUCUUGUCUAUCUGAAGAGGAGUUUGGUACAGGAGCUAGAAAAACAACUCGACACAUUUCAUGGUAAAAUGAUGGGAAGUUUUGUGAGGGUAAAGUCAGACCCAAAUGACUACUUUCAGAAGAAUUCUCACAUGCUAGUGCAAGUUAAAGGCUUAAAGAAAAUUUCAAUAAAGGAAGAGAUGAAUUCUAUAAUUCACUUGCAAGUUUCUAACGUGCUAAAUGAUGUUCCUGUUUGCAAGCUAUCAGAUGAUGACUUCACUGAGGAAGAAAUGGAGGAUCUAAAUCGGCGAAUGAGAACUCGCCUGCUUGAAAGGCCAACUGUUGUGGAGCUUGAGCAGAAAGCCAGAAGUCUACAUGAGGAUAUAACAAAACAUUGGAUUAUGAAAGAGCUGGCUCUAUUGCAAAACCAGAUCAAUCGGGCAAAUGAGAAAGGAUGGAGGAGAGAACUCUCUGAGUACAUGGAUAGAAUGCUACUGCUUCAGAUGCCUUCAGAACAAUCACGCUUAAUACAUGAGAUUCCAGAAGUGGUUGCUGAUGUUACGGGGCCUGAACUUGCCUGUAAGGACUCUCCUAGAGGAGAGAAAGAAGAACAUAAAGCCUCAUCAGAAUCAGCCCUGAGAUCAUUUCCUAGAAUUCAAACAAGUAUUUUGGAGAACAAUGGAGUUUCUUGUUGCCAGAAUGAUGCAAUGGAUGCUGCAGAAGGAAAGCAGCAACAUGCGAGAGCAUUUAUUUCUGAUGAUCAUUGUCAUCACUCUAAAUUGAUUCCUACUAGAGUUGAGGGUGAUGAAACAGAGGGGAAUCAAUUUUUUCAAGAAUUAAAACAAAGCUGUCCUGCAAGAUCUGUUCCUCAGUUAUUGCCACAAGAAUCCUUUGAUGGCCAAACCAGCACUGUUUUUCAGGAAAAGCAACAUGGUAAUGCUGCUGGGGAAAAGCAAAAUCAGCCACUGGACAUUGCUGGACAUGUAAAGCUGGAAACCCAAUUUGAAGUGAUUGAAUUAAGCGAUGAUGAAAAACAAGAUGCCAGUGCAAUGAACUGGCAAACAUUCAAGGAUGUGGAUCGCUCCAUGUGGUAUUGUAUCAGUCCACGAGGUAACAUUAAGGGCCCUUACUCUAUGAAAGUGCUUAAAGAAUGGAACGAGUCUAGCUGUGGUCAGUUACAAUUCAAAGUUUUGAAGAAUGGUCAGAGACCCGAAGAGGCAGUUCUUCUGACCGAUGCUAUUCAGCAGAAUUUCAACAGCUAGUAAAGGAAUAUCUUUUGCGGUCUGGGAAACAUACCAAAGGCACAAAAGAGCAAUAACAGCAACUGGAGUGGAGAACAUUAACUUUUGCUAUUAACUUCAAAGAUUUUUUAAUGUUUAUAGUUUGUUUUAAAUGAUCAACAACAAAGUAAAUUUUGACUUCUCAGACUGAACGAAAAACUAGGCUUGAGCUUGUCCAAAUUCUAGUGUCUUUUUCUUGGAAUUGAAAAUGAUAUGUUUUGCUUUAACCCCAUUUUUCCCUUAUACCUCUACUACUUGAAUUAACUUAUCAAUUGAGCAUGUGGCUGUGGCUUAGCUAAUUGAUGCACGAUCCUUGUUUA
Messenger RNA from Durio zibethinus, 2897 nucleotides. Lineage: Eukaryota; Viridiplantae; Streptophyta; Magnoliopsida; Malvales; Malvaceae. The record is from RefSeq and is a predicted model, not a curated record.